This is a messenger RNA of Vigna unguiculata (cowpea), 1087 nucleotides long. RefSeq names its product zinc finger (C2H2 type) family protein. NCBI's taxonomy places the organism in Eukaryota, Viridiplantae, Streptophyta, Magnoliopsida, Fabales, Fabaceae. The record is from RefSeq and is a predicted model, not a curated record.
CUCUCUUCUUCCACCUUCUUCACUCACACAAAAAACCAGAAAAGGUUUGUCCUUUUCUGGUUUCUCCCUCUCUGUUGCCCUAGUUUUGCAGCACCACCUUAUACCCUAUUCAUCGGCGAACUGAGAUGUACAGACACAUACAUUCCCCGUAGCAAAUUUGUUCGUGAAGAGUCAUUAUUCUGGAAAAGUUGCAUCUUUUCAGAAAUGGGUGCAUAAACAGCGUCAACGAAACCACUCUAGGUUUUCAUAUUUAACCACGCAGACAUGGAAAAGCAGAACCCUUUUGGUGACACCCUCACUGUAAUGAUGAAUCCGAUGAAGAAGAACGUGCAGGGUGAAAGCACCAUGAAAACCCCUUGGCAAGUGUUGGAUGAACUGCGUGGUGAAAGUAGUGAUGACGGUGAAAAUGACGUUGGUGGAGGGAGUGGUAAUCACAGAAGAGGGAAGAAUGGUGUUGGUGGUGGAAGUGGUGGUGAGAAUGGUAAUGGUGGUGAUGUUAGUGGUGGUGGUGGGGUUCCUCCGGUGGCUGUGGUGGAGAGUGGUGGUGUGAGGGAGGGAGUGAUGGGGAAAAAGAGAAAGACUUCGGUAGUGAGGGAUCCUCCCACUGGGAAACCUACUUGUGCUCUUUGUCUCAAAGAGUUUCCGACAUGGAAGGGUGCGUUUGGUCACAUGAGGGCACACCCUGAUCGUGAUUAUCGUGGUUUCUUCAAACCUCCUGUGUUUGGAUCCACAUCCUCAACCCAACACCAUCAUCCCCUGAAGAAGGGUAACACAUCAGAGAGUGGUGAUGGUGAAAGCAAGAGUACUGGUGGAGAGAAAGGGUCAGCAUCGGUGCCUAUUCAAAUGUUGAUGUUUGAUCUGAAUGAACCACCAAGUGCAGUGGAGAAUAAUGCUGGUGGGGCUGUUACAGAAAAGAGUGCUGAGAAUGGAAAGAUUUUUGGAUUUGACUUGAAUGCUGAGGGAAAUGUUUUUGGGUUUGACUUGAACGAGAUGCCCUUGGCUGAAGAAUGAUGGAUCAAGAUCGAUAGUUAUCUAUGUAAUACCUAAAAAACGUUGGGCUAUUUCAAUAAAAUGCUGCUGGUUAGUA